This is a messenger RNA of Maniola jurtina (meadow brown), 978 nucleotides long. RefSeq lists its product as uncharacterized. The transcript has 4 exons. The record is from RefSeq and is a predicted model, not a curated record. NCBI's taxonomy places the organism in Eukaryota, Metazoa, Arthropoda, Insecta, Lepidoptera, Nymphalidae. The coding region runs from base 179 to 973 and encodes 264 amino acids.
UAGAGCUAGUACCCAGAGCCGUAAAGCCAGUUGAAGUGGUUGAAAAAAGCGUGGGCCUUUGCACGGGAAAUUGAAAUUGUUUUAUUUUGUUGAAAAAUAAAUAAAAAAAUAGCGAUGAAUGAGUGACUCAAAAUUCAAAUUAUUUCUAUGAACUAUUUGGAGGAUUACUAUCUACGCGAUGAUUUCAGAAACUUUGUACUCCAAUAACACGGAAAAUCAUUCUCAUAUUGAUCUUCAUGAAAACUCAACAAGUAACAUGUCUGAAAGUGCCGAAAAAUCAAGUUCUGUUAUAGAUGUCACAUGGACAAACAGUGCUACAAUAACAUUGUUAAAACUAUAUGAAAACAAACUUGAAAUGUUGAGAACCCCUAAAAGGAAAACAAGAAUAUGGCUAGCUAUUUCUGAAAGCUUAAGAGAUUACAAUUUUGAGAUGACAGCUGAUCAAGUAAGAUGGAAGAUAAAUGCACUUACAAAGAAAUACAAACGAUGCAUAAAUACUGGACAAUCUAUAAAAUUUAAAUAUUUCAAAGAAAUGGAUGAUAUACAUGCCAAGUAUAAUGUGGAUUGUGAUAUAUUUGUUUUAACUGAAUUUAUUCACAAGAAAAAUGGUGAUUUAAAUGCACUUAUACAAACAAACAGUGAAAGUAAAGCUAUGACUAAAAUGCGGAAAGUAAGACUGGCAAAUAGAAUUGAAUCGGAUUUAACUCAAAGCAAAUUAAAAUUAGAAAAACAAUGGCUUGAAUAUCUAAACAGGCAAGAACAAAACAGAUUAUUGCAGGAUGAAGUAUUUGAUCGAAAUUUAAGAAUAAGAGAAGAAGAAUUAGAAUUGCGUAGACAAGAGUUAGUAAUUAAGGAAUCAUUAGAAUUAAGGAAGUUACAGUUAAAAGAAAGAGAACAAAAUGAAUUACUGAAGAUUGAACAGGAAAAAUGUGAUACGCUUAAAUUUCUCCUUGAUAAUAGAGAUGUAUCAUAAAAAUA